Molecule: messenger RNA, 618 nt
Organism: Neopsephotus bourkii (Bourke's parrot)
Lineage: Eukaryota; Metazoa; Chordata; Aves; Psittaciformes; Psittacidae
Gene: SNAPIN
Product: SNAP associated protein
Exons: 4
Coding region: 1-417 (138 amino acids)
Biological process (GO): lysosome localization; synaptic vesicle exocytosis; endosome to lysosome transport
Cellular component (GO): BLOC-1 complex; BORC complex; synaptic vesicle
Molecular function (GO): SNARE binding
Source: RefSeq, a predicted model, not a curated record
AUGGCGGCGGGCGGUACCACCGCUACCACUACUACCACCACCGGCGGGGGCGGCGGCCCCGCGGCUCGGGAGCUGUUCGCGGAGGGGCUGCUGCAGUUCCUGCGCCCGGCGGUGCGGCAGCUCGAUGGGCACGUCCAUGCCGUCAGGGAGAGCCAGGUGGAGCUGCGGGAGCACAUCGACAGCCUGGCCACUGAGCUCUGCCGCAUCAAUGAGGACCAGAAGGUGGCCCUGGACCUCGACCCCUACGUGAAGAAGCUGCUGAACGCCCGGCGCAGGGUGGUGCUGGUCAACAACAUCCUGCAGAACGCGCAGGAACGGCUGCGGAGGCUCAACCACAGCGUGGCCAAGGAGACGGUGCGGAGGAGAGCGAUGCUGGAGGCGGCCGGGGCCUACCCCCAGGGGCUGCCGGGCAAGUGAGGCUGUGCCCAGAGCCCCAGGAGCUGGGGGUGUGAGCCCCACAAUAGGACAAUGAUGGGAAUGGGCCAGGAGGGGAGCAGGGAUCCCCCCCCCGCCCUGGUUGUGGCAUGGAGAUGGCCCCCAGGGUGAGGAGCAGGGGAGAGCUGCAGUUGGCUGGGCAGAGCUGGAGGUGCUGUAAUAAAGGAGGUGCUGAUGGGCUGA